AUGGCUUUCCUGGACAACCCAACAAUUAUACUUGCUCAUAUUCGGCAGUCGCAUGUGACCAGUGAUGACACAGGGAUGUGUGAAAUGGUCCUGAUAGAUCAUGAUGUCGACCUGGAGAAGUUUAAUCCGUCGUCAGCAUAUGGGGACAGUGGUUCAGAAACACAGGGAAGCAAUGGUGAGACUCAGGGCUAUAUAUAUUCCCAAUCAGUUGAUAUUACCUCAAGCUGGGACUUUGGAAUCAGAAGACGAUCAAACACAGCUCAGAGACUAGAACGUCUGCGGAAAGAGAGACAAAAUCAAAUAAAAUGCAAAAAUGUUCAGUGGAAAGACAGAAAUACUUCUUACUCAGCAGAGGAGCUGAGCUCACUAUUUGAAAAAAAGAAUUUCAGAGUAAAAUCUCCGUGUUCUGGGAAGCAGUCAAUAUUGUCUGUGCGACUUGAGCAGUGUCCGCUGCAGCUGAAUAACCCCUUCAAUGAGUACUCAAAAUUUGAUGGCAAG
This is a messenger RNA of Phaethon lepturus (White-tailed tropicbird), 498 nucleotides long. RefSeq names its product mitogen-activated protein kinase associated protein 1 (gene MAPKAP1). The transcript has 3 exons. Gene Ontology annotation, molecular function: phosphatidylinositol-4,5-bisphosphate binding. The record is from RefSeq and is a predicted model, not a curated record. Gene Ontology annotation, cellular component: TORC2 complex; cytoplasm; plasma membrane. The annotation marks the transcript as partial. Lineage: Eukaryota; Metazoa; Chordata; Aves; Phaethontiformes; Phaethontidae. Gene Ontology annotation, biological process: TORC2 signaling.